AUAUCUGCGCCCAAGCGGCCGGCGUUGACGACACUGCGCAGCAGCCAGCGCGGCGUGGCCAUGUCCAACGAGAAGCGGCCGCCGCGCGAGCUGCUCAAGAAAAUCGGCCUCAGCGGCAAAGAAGUCGUGAAAAUCAUCAAGGAGCGCAAGUGGGAGAUCGUGGAACCGCACGGCCUCCAGCAGCAGAAACUGUACUACGUCCCCGGCGCAAAGGAGAGAGAAGAAGAGGUAGAACUGAAGCAGCGACGGGACUUUUUCGUGGGCGAGGGCGAGCUCUACGCUUUCAUUUUGAAACAAGGUGGACUACGCUAUUUGCUGCCGGAUGAGGACUUCUCCACCGAGUCGGACGAGUCCGAGGUAGAACCCACGCAGCCGUCCAAGCCCUCGCAGGAGGAAUCCAACGCCGACGCUAACUCUACCAAUCCUGCUACCGGAGAACAAAACUCUGCAAAAGAGAGCGACGGAUUAGGAGACUCGUCCGACUCUGCAGACGGUGAAGCUGCUGGCGCAGGCUCGGACCAGCGCAGGUGGAAGCGCCGGAAGAAACUCUCCACGGCUCGGAGCAAGUCCACGGAGAAGGCUGCACCGGAGAAGUCUGCACACGUCAAGGCCCCGCCGCCCAAGCGUCGACGGAAGACUGGGAAGAAGAAUUCUGCCGCUGACGACGACGAGCAGGACAGGGACGACAUUCGCGUGAGUCCGCGCAUUAAAUUGGAGCAGGCCACCUACGUCGGCGUCGGGCAGCAGGCAGAAUUCAGCGAGUACAUGUCGUCGUUGACGGCGCGCGGCUGGCGAGCGCAGUUGCUGCAGGACGUGGACGUGCACUUGCUUCGAUCGACCGCCGCUGUGGACCGACGACAUCGCGCGUUGGAGGCUGCGGUCGAAGGGCAGAAGAGGAGCGGGAGACCGACGGAAGGCGUCGGCCCGCACGUGCAGGAUGCAGCGGAGAUUCUCCAAGAGCUGGAGGGGCUCGAGUGCAGCAUCCGCGCGUCUCAGGACGACCUGUCGACCAUGACCGAGGCGGUGAUCGUGCAGGCGGAGAGAUCCACUGUUCCGGAUCGCAUCGACCCCGUAGGCCGCAUCGGGAUCCCAGGCUUCGUGUCGACAGGGUCGGGGAGUCUUGUACUCAUGCGCGAUAUCGAGCGCUACCUGCUGCUCUUCGUUGCUGCUGUGCGUCGCUACCAACGGACAAGGAGAGCCGUCUCAGCCAACGAACCCACAAGCGGUUCAUCCACCAAAGCGGGGAAGCGAGCAGACCUGCGGGCGCUUCAACUGCGCAUCGAAGAGUCCAAGACGGAGCUGCAGGAGCUGGCCGAGAUGGUCAGCGUAGAGGUGAAGAAGCAGACGCAGACGUGCCAAGACGCAGACUGGAGUGCUGCUGGCCAGGAUGCCGCUACGUCCGAUACUGCAUAUACGACGUCUCAGAACUCCUCUCAGAUUCAGCUGUCUAACGACUUACCUGCGUGUGGACAGACGGACUGCGAGGCGGACGUCGACACGGACCACGACGAGUCUUCCAGCCAGCAGAGCGGGGCGUCCUCGCCUCGAAGACUUGAAGGGGGUCAGUGG
Molecule: messenger RNA, 1569 nt
Organism: Phytophthora sojae
Lineage: Eukaryota; Oomycota; Peronosporomycetes; Peronosporales; Peronosporaceae
Exons: 3
Source: RefSeq, a predicted model, not a curated record